AAAAAAAAAUUCCUGACGUCUAUGUGUUAUCGGGCAGCUGCGGAGGUGACCCUCGGGUGGCUGCAAAGAUGGGAGGAAAUCUGACCAGGAGCUACUGGGGGGAUCCGAACCCCAGGACUAUGCCAGCCAGCCCUCUGGGGGAGCAUUUCGAGGAGAGGGUGAUGGUGGCCACUCAGGAACAGAUGAACCUUGCACAGGUGCCCCUGAAGCAGAGGGACUACUGCGCCCAUCAUCUCAUCAAAUACAUGAAGUGUAAGAGGGACAUGUGGCCAAACCUAUUCGGCUGUAGCCACGAGCGCCAUGACUGGGAAUACUGCCAGCAUGAAGAUUACGUGCAACGAAUGAAGCAAUACGAGCGAGAACGUCGUCUGGCAGAAAGAGCGAAGCGCAGGCUGGAGGUGGAGGCGGCAUGACGUCCUUUACCUGUUAUUGUAAAUUCUUUAAAAUAAAGAUGUCUGUCGGUGAGAUGAUGCGUUCAUCCUGCAUUAAAUGUGAAUCCUAUGGA
Messenger RNA from Hyla sarda, 505 nucleotides. RefSeq names its product NADH:ubiquinone oxidoreductase subunit B7 (gene NDUFB7). Bases 69 to 413 code for a protein of 114 amino acids. Gene Ontology annotation, cellular component: mitochondrion. Lineage: Eukaryota; Metazoa; Chordata; Amphibia; Anura; Hylidae. The record is from RefSeq and is a predicted model, not a curated record. The transcript has 3 exons.